GUCAUGGCGUCUUCCACCGUGGCCAAGAAAGAGCAGCGCCUUCCUAAAGUGGCCCAGGUCAAAAACAAAGCUGCGGCCGAGGUGCAGAUAACUGCAGAGCAGCUCUUAAGGGAAGCGAAAGAGAGAGAACUCGAGCUCCUCGCGCCUCCACCUCAGCAGAAGAUCACAGACGCAGACGAAUUCAAUGAUUACAAACUCCGGAGAAGAAAGGCCUUUGAAGAAAACCUCAGACACAAGAGGACUGUGAUCAGCAACUGGAUCAAAUACGCACAAUGGGAGGAAAGCCUGAAGGAGCUCGAUAGGGCUCGAUCCAUCUACGAGCGUGCUUUAGAUGUGGACUACCGCAAUCUUACCCUCUGGCUGAAAUAUGCAGAGAUGGAGAUGAAGAACCGCCAGGUCAACCAUGCCCGAAACAUCUGGGACCGUGCCAUCACAACUCUGCCCCGAGUCAAGCAGCUCUGGUACAAGUACACGUACAUGGAGGAGCUGUUGGGCAACGUCGCUGGUGCUCGUCAGGUGUUUGAGCGCUGGAUGGAAUGGCAGCCUGAGGAGCAGGCCUGGCACUCNUACAUCAACUUGGAGCUGAGAUACCAAGAGGUGGAGCGGGCCCGCACCAUUUAUGAACGCUUUGUGCUCGUGCACCCNGCUGUGAAGAACUGGAUCAAGUAUGCUCGCUUUGAAGAGCGGCACGCUUGUGUUGCUCGUGCGCGGAAAGUCUACGAGAGAGCCGUGCAGUUUUUCGGCGAGGAGCAUAUGGACCAACACCUCUAUGUGGCCUUUGCAAAAUUUGAGGAGAAUCAGAAAGAACUGGAAAGGGUGCGAGUUAUCUACAGAUAUGCCCUGGAUAGGAUUUCCAAACAGGAGGCCCAAGAACUCUUGACAAACUACACCAUCUUUGAGAAGAAGUUUGGUGACCGGAGGGCUGUAGAAGAGAGCAUCGUGAGAAAACGCCGGUUCCACUAUGAAGAAGAAGUGAAGGCGAAUCCGCACAAUUACGACGCGUGGUUUGAUUACUUACGCUUGGUGGAAAGUGAGGCAGAAGCCCACACCGUGCGGGAAGUCUAUGAGAGAGCCAUCGCCAGUGUGCCACCGGUGCUGGAGAAGAGGCACUGGAAGCGCUACAUCUACCUCUGGGUUAACUAUGCGCUCUAUGAAGAGCUGGAGGCCAAGGAUCCCGUGAGGACGAGACGCGUCUAUCAAGCGUCUCUGCAGCUCAUUCCUCACACAAAGUUCACCUUUGCCAAAAUGUGGUUAUAUUACGCCCAGUUUGAAAUACGACAGAAGAANCUGCCNUUGGCCAGNAGAGCUUUGGGNACUUCCCUAGGCAAAUGUCCAAAGAACNAGUUGUUCAAAGCCUACAUAGCCCUGGAGCUGCAGCUUCGAGAGUUUGACAGAUGCAGGAAGCUUUAUGAGAAGUUUCUGGAAUUCGGACCUGAAAAUUGUGCCUCGUGGAUCAAGUUUGCAGAGUUAGAGACAAUCCUUGGUGACGUUGAGAGAGCUCNGGCAAUCUAUGAAUUAGCCAUCAGCCAGCCGCGCUUGGAUAUGCCAGAGCUACUUUGGAAAUCCUAUAUUGAUUUUGAGAUGGAGCAGGAAGAGCCCGAGAGAACACGGAACCUUUACCGACGGUUGCUUCAGAGAACACAGCACGUCAAGGUGUGGAUCAGUUUUGCUCAGUUUGAGUGCUCUUCUGGGANUGAAGGAAGUGUGGCGAAAUGCAGACAGAUUUAUCAAGAAGCCAACAGAUCCAUGAGACACUGUGAGGACAAAGNAGAGAGGCUUAUGCUGCUGGAAUCCUGGAGAACUUUUGAAGGGGAGUUUGGAACCGUAGCAGACAAGGAGAGAGUAGACAAACUCAUGCCAGAAGAGGUCAGGAAGAGAAGAAAGGUCCAGGCCGACGAUGGUUCUGAUGCCGGAUGGCAAGAAUACCGCGACUACAUCUUUCCAGAGGAUGCGGCCCAGCAGCCUAACCUCAAGCUUCUGGCGAUGGCCAAGCUGUGGAAGAAACAGCAACAGGAAAGAGAAGCUGCCGGACAGGAGCCAGAUAAGGACAGGAAUGAGAGUGAAUCCUCAUCUCUCUAA
Molecule: messenger RNA, 2079 nt
Organism: Mus caroli (Ryukyu mouse)
Lineage: Eukaryota; Metazoa; Chordata; Mammalia; Rodentia; Muridae
Source: RefSeq, a predicted model, not a curated record